AUGCAUGAAAUUCUGCACAUUCGAAGAGGCCAAUGCAGCAACCAGAUCGGGUCUAAGUUCUGGGAGGUGGUGUGUACAGAGCACGGUAUUGACUCCACCGGACGGUACAAAGGCGAUAAUGAUCUGCAACUGGAGAGGGUUAAUGUCUACUACAAUGAGGCUAGCUGUGGGCGGUUCGUCCCACGUGCCGUUCUCAUGGACCUCGAACCUGGCACCAUGGACCUCGAACCUGGCACCAUGGACAGUGUCAGAUCUGGACCUUAUGGGCAGAUAUUACGGCCUGAUAAUUUCGUUUUUGGGCAGUCCAGUGCUAGGAACAACUGGGCGAAGGGUCGUUACACCGAGGGAGCUGAGCUAAUUGAUUCCGUUCUUGAUGUAGUGAGACAAGAAGCCGAGAAUUGUGAUUGCCUACAAGGAACUCUUCUGAUAUCUAAGAUCAGGGAAGAGUAUCCAGACCGUAUGAUGGUAUCAGACACUGUUGUUGAGCCCUAUAACGCUACACUGUCGGUCCACCAUCUUGUUGAGAAUGUCGAUGAGUGCAUGGUGUUGGAUAAUGAGGCUCUCUAUGACAUUUGCUUCAGAACUUUGAAGCUCACAUCUCCGAGCUUUGGUGACCUGAACUAUCUCAUAUCUGCUACUAUGAGUGGUGUGACUUGCUGCCUUUGGUUCCCUGGUCAAUUGAACUCAGAUCUUUGCAAGCUUGCUGUCAACCUCAUUCCAUUCCCCCGUCUUCACUUUUUCAUGGUUGGGUUUGCGCCACUCACCUCUCGUGGGUCACAGCAAUAUCGAGCCCUUACCGUUCCUGAACUCACCCAGGAAAUGUGGGAUGCAAAGAACAUGAUGUGUGCUGCUGAUCCUCGCCAUGGACGUUAUCUGACUGCCUCUGCAAUGUUUCGUGGCAAGAUGAGCACGAAGGAGAUAGACGAGCAGAUGAUUAACUCUACUGUUUGUGAUAUUCUUCCGACUGGCCUCAAGAUGGCUUCGACUUUCAUUGGUAACUCAACUUCAAUCCAGGAAAUGUUCCGAAGGGUCAGCGAGCAGUUCACAGCUAUGUUCCACAGGAAAGCUUUCUUGCAUUGGUAUACUGGAGAGGGUAUGGAUGAGAUGGAGUUCAUUGAGCCAGAAAGCAACAUGAACAAUCUUGUUGCUGAGUACCAGCAAUACCAAGAUGCAACAGCCGAUGAGGAAGGCUAUGAUUAUGAAGACGAAGAGGAUCUUCAGGAGGGGGCUUAA
Fraxinus pennsylvanica is the source of this 1233-nucleotide messenger RNA. The record is from the annotation of a GenBank genome assembly. NCBI's taxonomy places the organism in Eukaryota, Viridiplantae, Streptophyta, Magnoliopsida, Lamiales, Oleaceae.